AUGGAUUCGACUAAUUUUCAGAUAAAAAUAAAAUCGGAACCUAAUUUAGAAGGAGAGGCAACAGAUGAAGCAAAUAAUCUAUUGAGAAAUGGUAUUUUAGUAGAAACAAGCAAGGGCUUAAUUUGUAUGUCGCUAAACGAUGCUCUAUCCUUAGAUUUAAAUCUAUCUGUGGAUGAUUUGAGGAAUGUGGCUGCCAAGUUAAUAUCCCAACAGAACAUUGUAGCACACCCUGCAAAAUUAUCACACAGCCUUAACUGUGAUAGUGAUGGAUUCUCCAGCGAGUGUAGCGAUAUCAGUACUACAACAUCUGGAUCAACAGUGCAAUCUCCUUUCAAAUCACUUCCACCUUUAAUUUCUGAUAGGAUUGUCAAGUAUGAACCAGCUAGAAGUAUCAGUGAGAGUAAAAUACAGUUUACUACAGAUGAUGUCAAACCUACAGAGUUAAAAAUCGAGAUUGAUCCAAUAACUGAACCCGUAAUCACUAUAGCACCUUUAAAAAUGACCAUCGAUGUAGUCAAGCCGAAGAAAAAUAGAGGUGGGUGGCCGAAAGGAAGGAAAAGGAAACCUGAAGUUUUGAAUUUACCUCCCAAAGCACCCGCAACUGGAUAUACCUUGUAUCUAAACGAACAGAGGAAAGACUUCAAAGAUAGCAACCUAGCAUUUCACGAAAUCACUAAAGUUAUAGGAAACAAAUGGUCUAGUUUAACCCUGGAAGAGAAAAAACCAUAUUUGGAAAAGGCAGAGGAAGAUAAAAAGCGGUAUAGGGAGGAACUAAAGCAAUAUAGACAAUCCGAUGCUUAUAGGGCUUAUCUUACAAAAAAGCGAAAAAAGAGAUUGCAAAAUAAUGUGAUGUCAGAGAGCGAUAUGGAUGCUACUGACGAUUUUGAUGAGGAAGAUAAUGAAGAAUUGUACUGUCGAACGUGCGAUCAGUGGUUCCACAAUCUUCACAACAAACGCGAACAUCUUCAAGGGAAACAACACCUUCAGUCAGUGGCGGGUAACAUUACGAGGGCGCUGAACUCCGAAGCGGAAGCAGCAGCUACUACCAGUACGUUCAGUACCUCUUUAGACGAAUCUAGUUUGGACGGUAUGCCUAAUGUGAGGUUGAGCGGCAACGCCGCGGGAUCUAAUUCGGGAGGUGUCGGCGAUGCUAUGGCACAUUUGGCAAUGUUGGUUACUAAAAGAGAAAAAGAAAUAAAAACUCUCAAAAAUCGACAGCAAGAAUAUAUAUCCCAACAACAAGCGCUGUGCAACCAACUUCAUCUAUUGAACGAAAGACACAAAAAACUGCAGAGGGACAUGAUGCUACUAAAGGAAAAGGAGAAACAAACCGAAAGUAAAGUUAUGAAUCUUUGGCAGGUGCCUAGCUGGUUUAUUAUCAACAACGUCAGUAGUUCCGAUUCAGUAACUGAUUGUAAUGAAAGUACCGAAUGA
Molecule: messenger RNA, 1434 nt
Organism: Diabrotica balteata
Lineage: Eukaryota; Metazoa; Arthropoda; Insecta; Coleoptera; Chrysomelidae
Source: the annotation of a GenBank genome assembly